This is a messenger RNA of Batrachochytrium dendrobatidis JAM81, 2262 nucleotides long. RefSeq lists its product as uncharacterized. Bases 1 to 2262 code for a protein of 753 amino acids. The transcript is spliced from 2 exons. Lineage: Eukaryota; Fungi; Chytridiomycota; Chytridiomycetes; Rhizophydiales. The record is from RefSeq and is a predicted model, not a curated record. Gene Ontology annotation, biological process: SCF-dependent proteasomal ubiquitin-dependent protein catabolic process. Gene Ontology annotation, cellular component: SCF ubiquitin ligase complex. Gene Ontology annotation, molecular function: protein binding.
AUGAAUUGCAAGACAGCCGACUCGAGCAGUUUGAUUUGUAGCGAGUCUGUUGCGAGCGAGUUGAAUUCAUUGCAGUCCAUGCCAGAUAAGCAAGCGCUGCAGGACUCUGCUCAGCAGACAUUGUUCACACUGCACAAGAAACAGCGCAGCACACUGCCAGCAGAGCUCAUUACUGCCAUUCUGCAACGGAUGGACUGCAAAACUCAAAUUCUAGCAGCAAUGAUGGUGAACAAGGCUUGGGCUAGUGCUGGCUUGUCGUUGCUAUGGAAACGGACCCAAUGCAGUGCUGAUGAAUGGGAUUCAUUGCGGCUUCUGUUUCAGCGACCGAAACGACUUUAUCAGGAUUACCGACACGAUAUCCGACUCUUGAAUAUCUACUGUCCUAUACAGCCAUGGACGGGUGGAGAUCUGCGGCUAUCCAGUCUAAGAACAACUGUUGCUGGCUGCAUAUCUCUUACCAGUCUGCAUAUUCACAUUCCUUCAUUCAAUGAUGACGACUGCUGGAUCUUGUCAAAGGCUUGUCCGCAACUCACUUCCAUUUCAUUUGUUUCGGGUGUUCAACCUGCCGGGUGUAUUACCGAUGAGGGGUUGGUUGCACUUGCACAAAACUGUAAGCAGCUAAAGCAUAUCUGCAUCAAGAGCAUGCUGGACAGCGUGUUUAGUGAAAGAGGAAUCUCAGCCUUGGCACAAUACACCAAAGGUCGAUUGACUACGUUCGGAUUAGAGUUGUGUAGUGGAUCUAUGGGGUUAGAUGCCAUGCGUCCAACAAUUUCUGCAGAUAGUUCUAGAUCUUCACAUCGAUCGCUAUCUGGAUCGCUAUCUGGAUCGCUAUCUGGAUCUCUACCACUAUCUCGUUCAUCAUCGCCUGUUGUUUCCGAUGUGUCUGUGGACGCGACGGGAUCUGCCUUGCACUUCAUCAGCAUACAUACCCCUACAAUAAACCGUGUGCCUGUAUCAACAUCCAUACCCUUAUCCAUGUCUUCAUCUUCAUCUGCAUCUUCCAUGUCAUCGCGCUCAUCAUCUCCGAUUGCUUCCCAGUCCAACAACGGCAUUACUUUAUCUUCCAUGUAUGACUCGGAAGCCCGUCACAAACGGUUCGGUGAUGCACUUCGACAGUUAGUCGUUAGCAGUCCAGAUAUACAUACACUACGGUUGGAUUGGCCUGUAGCAAUGGACGAAAUGCUUGCACAAGCGGCACAGUCACUUCGGCAUUUGAAAUGCUUGACCAUUGGUAAUUCUCGCGACUUUUCCAGUAUCGCUUUGCUAAUACGGGCCAAUCCAUACUUGAAAUCUCUUGCACUUAUUGAUGUGACUUUUCCAGAGGGUGCCCUUCCUGUUAUUUUGCAACCAUUGGUUUCGCACCAUUUUGGUUUGCCCAGUCAUGGCGAUAUGCUUUCCCAACUCACAUCCAGUCCACAAAUCACCCAUCAAAUAGAUGUGGAUGACAACAUGUACAACUACACUCAAAAUCGUCUAUAUAACCAUGGAAAUUCAAGCUACAACAGUGCUCACUCGACUACUACGACAGAAUUUUCUGCAUUGGGUCUGAUCUCGCUUGUGUUGGAUGGAAUAGGCUUUUUGACAGAACUUGUUUCUAUAGCUUCUCAAUUUCAUUCUUUAACUACGCUAAAACUAGCACCAAGUCGACGCACAGCAUCUAUAGCUGAUGCAACCACAGCACAUAUCCAUGAUCUCGCGAUUGCAUGCCCUAACCUCACUACACUUCAUAUUCCCAUUAGUACCGAUCAUCAUCUUGUCACAUUUGCACAAUCAUGUCCGAACCUUGUUGAUGUAGAUAUGAUGGAUGGCAAUGGGGUGUCAAACCAAGCACUUGUGGUAUUGGUAAAGAUGUGCUCAGGAUUGAUGAGAUUACGUGUUGGUGCAGGAAGAGAUGUGACCGAUUUGGGAUUAGAGAUGGUUGCCAAAGUGUGUAAUACAAGAUUAACUCAUCUAGCAUUCCCAUUUUCUGGUGGAAUCAGAAUUGGUGUAAAGUCUGUCGAAGCUGUUGCCAUGUAUUGUUCUGGGUUGAAAUCGUUGGAUCAUGUCCCUGUUGGCGUUGGCGUGGAUGUGCUGGUGAGCUUACUACCUAAAUUAACAAGGCUGAGAUCAUUGGGCAUCAAUGUAUCGGGUAGAGGAAAUCGUGGCGGUGAACUGGGUGGAAAUCCAAUCCAUACUGGGCUGAGAUUGCCCUUGUCUAAAAUGGAUCAAGAUCGCAUCAAGCAGGCUUGCAAGAAUCUCAAGCAGAUUACCUGUCAUGGAUAG